Molecule: messenger RNA, 564 nt
Organism: Cladophialophora carrionii CBS 160.54
Lineage: Eukaryota; Fungi; Ascomycota; Eurotiomycetes; Chaetothyriales; Herpotrichiellaceae
Exons: 1
Coding region: 1-564 (187 amino acids)
Biological process (GO): microtubule-based movement
Cellular component (GO): cytoplasmic dynein complex; cytoplasm
Molecular function (GO): dynein intermediate chain binding
Source: RefSeq, a predicted model, not a curated record
AUGCUACGCGGCUUGACAGAGAGACCAAACGUCCAGUCUACCCUUAUCCUAUCCCGCAAAGAUGGUUCUAUCAUAAGAGCGACCGGCAUUGGCCUACCGGAAGAGAGAGGUGAUGCAACAUCCGCAGGCUACCAGUGGUCGCAGGUUCCCGUGUCGGCUGGUGGUCUAGAAGGACCAGAGAGAGGAGGAGCGUCGAUAGCGGAGAAGUCAGAGGAGUCUACAGAGGCCCCGCAGAGUGCAAGACCUGUCGAGAUUCUGGCUUCGUCUAUUUUUCAGUUCGUGAACAACGCCAAUGUGCUGGGAAAGACUCUCGGGGCCACAUCCCGAGGAGGGCCACGUACCAACGGAACAUUCACGGCCAGUGCCUAUGGAGAAGGCACAGAUUCUGCAAACAACGAGAGAAGCUCUGAAGAAGACGCGGAAAGUGGUCCUAGCGAGGACGAAGUCCAGCUACUCAGGCUACGAACGAAACACCAGGAAAUCAUCAUCUUUCCCGAUCCAAAUUACAUCUGCUGCGUUGUUCAGAAAAUGAGCAAGGCUGGCAAUGCGCCCAAUCGAAGAUAA